GUUUCCUGGGGUUAAUCUGUACAAUGCUGUAACACAUUUAUUCCACUGCUGUUUAAACUGGACAUGACUGAUUCUAAAUUUGGGAUCCAGUGUUUGUUUUUAAAUCCAUAUUUGUCCGAGAUCUGGGAUCAUUCAUGUGUUUUGAUCACAUUACUUCAAUAACUGUUCAACAACUGAUCAUUUUUCAUUUCUCGCUCCAUCUACCUACUUAUUACACAUUCAAUCUGCAUUUAAAUUCUCUCAGUUCCCAAAGACAACCAGACGUGUAAGGGAACAUUUGGCAUGAAAUGAUGCUGUUGCACAAGUUUUAGAAUGUGGCUUUUCAAAUGCAGAACAGAUAAGACACUGUAUGAGCAUGAAUUCAACGUUGCUGUGCUCACCAAUGGUUAAACGUCUCAUCUAAUUUGGAGCAGCAGGAACAUGUGCUGCUAAUUUCACUCUGAAUGCAGGAUUAUGUGCCUUCAGUUACUGGUUGGGUGCAGCAGUCCUCUCAGAAAUGUCUCUUCCAUAUCUUUUUGCAUCGUUUAGCGCUGGCUGCAUACUUUUGCAGCUCGCAGCAGAUAUGAUACACUACAGAUAUACUACAACACUACACCAAGUUAUUGGUGUAGCAGCAGAACUGCAUGUACACAGGAAUAAGACUACACUGAUGGUAGUCAGAAAAAGGGUAUAAAAUUACUUGGGUUUGGGAUGGGUCAGUGAGGAUCACACCGAGAGUCCCAGGAUCUCAUGACUUAUUAAGUAAAGGAGGCUGACAGUGAAGGUGUAGCUCUUUCAGCUCUGCCCUGAAACCUCUUCUCUCUGUGGUCACAGCCUGUCCCCCAAAACUGAAAAAUGGCAAAUGCGCAAGUUCCUGUUGCUACGGUCGGUCCACUGGAAGACAGCCCAGUUCAGAUCGCCUGCCCUAACUGCCAUCAGAUAGUCCUCUCCAAGGUGGACUACGCUGCUGGAUUGCUCACUUACCUUUUCUGCGGAGGGCUCUUCUUCUGUGGCUUUGUUUUAGGCUGCUGCCUCAUCCCAUUCUGUGUGGACCGUCUGAAGGAUGCCAAGCACACCUGUCCUGUCUGCAAGACUGUACUUGGGGUGUAUAAACGCUUAUAACUCAAAGACCUGCAUCAAUUUAUACAUGGCAUUUUGCAAAUAAAAGACA
This is a messenger RNA of Oreochromis niloticus (Nile tilapia), 1150 nucleotides long. RefSeq names its product lipopolysaccharide-induced tumor necrosis factor-alpha factor homolog. Gene Ontology annotation, cellular component: cytoplasmic side of late endosome membrane; cytoplasmic side of lysosomal membrane; nucleus. The transcript has 4 exons. Gene Ontology annotation, molecular function: zinc ion binding. Lineage: Eukaryota; Metazoa; Chordata; Actinopteri; Cichliformes; Cichlidae. The record is from RefSeq and is a predicted model, not a curated record. Bases 835 to 1101 code for a protein of 88 amino acids.